Durusdinium trenchii is the source of this 1188-nucleotide messenger RNA. Lineage: Eukaryota; Dinophyceae; Suessiales; Symbiodiniaceae. The record is from the annotation of a GenBank genome assembly.
GUAAACAUCCUUGUUGGGAAGGCUGGAUACUUCAAACGGAUUGAAUCUGAGACCAAAAGCGUUGAGAAGAAGACUGAUGUCUAUUCCGGUGAAGUUGAACUGGGAGAAGACACAGGGAGCAAAAUGUUCGACAUUGCUAUCAAAGAAAACAUCAACAUUGUGGAUGGAAUUGACAUGAACUCGUUGCCAUGCUUCCAAGCUAUGAGAGGUGCCAAAAAGCUACCAGCGCCAGAGCAUAUUCCAUUGAUGAACUCUGCGACCUCAGCCAGUUCUGAUCAUUCACAUCCGUUGCCUCUUCCUGCUACAGAGCCACACCAGGAGACUGAGGAAAGCGAUGAUGAUGGUGGAGCAGGAGCUGCCUGGAAGAUUCCAGCAUUUGCGAAUGCCAAAGCCAAAGCUUCUACCAAGGCUGCCAAAGCCAAAGCAAAGGUACCCAAGGAGAAAGCUGCGCCGAAGAGAGAAAACAAGAGGAAGAAUACUGAUUCUGAGGUGGUCGAGCUUGGCACAGCACCAAAACUUCAGCGUUCUGAUGGAGAUGAGGCAGACAGGGCAAUCAUUGCCAAGUUCUCUGAAGAUAUGGAGAAGUUGCAAAAAUCUGCCUUUAUCUGUGAGAAUGAUGCAGAACCGUCUAUUGUGGAGUGCUUGAAAUCAGGACACAAAAAGGUGAAAGCUCUCAAUGACCAAGUGAAAGCAAAGCACAAGAGCCUCAGCCGACGCAGCAACAACGCAGACUAUGUUUUGUCGGAGCUUGAAGCCAUCACGAGUGACUUGAAUGACGUUUUGAAGCUUUGCCAAGACCUUCUGAACUGUGGUGGGGAGGACACAAAUCUUGUUGACAGCAUGAAGCAGCUUGGGGAUUGGACCUUCUCUCAUUCCUUGAAGAAGCGGGCUUUGAAGUGCGCAUGCAUUUCCAAUCUGAAAUAUGCCGAUUGGAAGAGCUUCACGGGAACUACUCGACAGCGUAUGACUGAUGUUCUCGGAUCAGAUGAUGCUGAUUCAUUCUUUUGGCUCAUGGUGAAUGAAUGUGCUCAGAAGCUUCUACGUGGAUUGCCUACAAAGAAGGUCACCUCCAAUGAUGAUGAUGCCAUCAAGCCACUACGUGAGUUCUUUCAGCAUUUGCAGAGUGUGCCUGAGCUUGCCAAUGAGAAGGUCUCCAACACCAUCAAACAGGUGAACUUGAUCAUCAAU